AUGAAAAAUCGACGAAAAAAUGGCCCGCACGGGCAGGAUGAAGAAAUGGCUUACAAACUUUCUGAAGCAGAAAAAAUCAAGCUCAAGAAAUUGAAAGAAUCGGAAGCGAAAGAUCGACACCUGGCAAAAGUGAUCAUGGAGCAAGAUUUCAAUAAGUACAACCAGAAAUAUGAAAACAGAAAUAGCAGGAGGGUGGAUGAAGAGGAUCUACUGGCGAUUCAGCAGAUUGAAAUUGACAGGGGCAAUUACAACAGUACAGAAGGACAGUAUAUCGCGCCGAGAAAUAUAAGUCAUGAAAAACAACCGAGGCAGCAAGGGAAGAGUUACAGUAAUCAUUCUAAGCCACCGAGGUCCAAACAUUUGCCCAAGAACUCGAAAGAACGAUCUGAGAGAGAUCGAAGAAAAGAUCAGAAAAGACCGCAAAAUGUAAAUGGUGGUCGAAAAGCUGAAAAUAUUUCGAAAGAGUUCAGAAGCCCAAGAAGAGAAUACAAAGCUCCUGCACAGUAUCAAUCGAGACCAGAAGCUGCUGUUGCUUAUUUUCCUGUAGAAGCGGCAAAUAGAAGAAGAGAUAGUGAUGGGGGACAGUCGACAGAGUCUUUCGGAGAGUUUUACAAUCCAAAAGAAAGAUCUCCUAUGAGAAGGGUAAAAAGCUUGGAUUCUAUACUUGAUUCGGAAUCAGUUUGCGCCGAUGGUCCAGGAAUGACUGUGAGAAUCAAACCAGGUGUCUACCAAAAGACACCAGCUGUUCAACUCGCCGAGCGCGAAGCUCAAAGGCACAAGAAGCAUCAAAAAGACGUUCGUCGAGAGCAGCGUGCUCGUCAGCAAAUGUCUCAAGCUCAGGCAAAAUCUCGUCGAGCUCAUCCCCUUCCUCCAAAAGCGCAGAAUACCAAGCAAGCCCGCCAACCUGGGAACCCCCAACGAGGCCAGAACCCGCAACCAGAUGUCCAUCAAAUGCUCUAUGGAAAGGCACCAAGCCGGAAACCGAAGAAAAAGCAAUCUAGUGACUGUUCCCUUAUGUAG
Molecule: messenger RNA, 1020 nt
Organism: Oikopleura dioica
Lineage: Eukaryota; Metazoa; Chordata; Appendicularia; Copelata; Oikopleuridae
Source: the annotation of a GenBank genome assembly